Molecule: messenger RNA, 1439 nt
Organism: Rhizopus microsporus ATCC 52813
Lineage: Eukaryota; Fungi; Mucoromycota; Mucoromycetes; Mucorales; Rhizopodaceae
Exons: 2
Coding region: 82-1230 (382 amino acids)
Source: RefSeq, a predicted model, not a curated record
CAAGCGUGUGUGUUUUCUUUAAUUUUUUUUUAUUAUUGUUUGUUAUUUGCUUUUGAAUAGCACCGCUUAGAUCAAACGAUUAUGGUUCAAGUUUUGCCAAUCAAUUAUAAUAACGAACAUUAUAAACCUGCUAACUUUAUGAAUGGCGAACAUAACAACUACCAGCAUCCCACACCUCCACCUCACCCUCACCCUCCUAUUCAACAACAUCAACAGAUGCCUAUACCCUUGCCACCUGUUCCCAUGAUCAACCAUCUCAUGCCUCACCCUCACCAUCCUCCUGGCUAUUUUCAUCCCCCUCCUCCUCCACCUCAUCCUCAUCAACCCAUGUAUGACCAAUCUCAGCAAUAUAUUGAUUAUGCUAAUGGAGCUUAUCCAGCCAUGGGAUUCAUGUACCAAGGCUACUCUGACAUUUCAGUUUAUGUACCUACCUUACAAAAGACCUAUCCUUUAAACUCGGCCAUUCUCUGUCGAUCACCUGUCCUUUGUCAACGUAUUAUGGAAGAACAGACAAGCACGCUCGAACUUGACCUUUAUGUACUUCCGGAAACAUUUCACACCAUCAUUGGGCACCUCUAUCGACCCUUGACACCUCAAGAAAUCAUGUUUUUCGCCAACGAGAAACCCCAAAUUGCCAUUGAAUUACUCGAAGCUGCGGAGGAAUUGGGAUUAGAACCACUUUUGGAUCACUUGCUUUUAGCCUUGAACCAAAACUUGAAUAACCAAAAGACGGCCAUGACGUAUAUCGAGGCCAUGGAACCCUAUCAGCCUUUGGAAGAAGAAGAACCACGUCAUUGGGUCGAGACACUCGAGGAAGACAUUGUGACUUAUCUCGCUGCGGUCAUGCCUACCCAGUUGGAAGCCUUUUCACCUUUGAUCAAAGUCAGUGGUAACGUCAAUAUCGGGCAAGUCACUGCUUGUGGCUAUAUGCCCUCGCGUACACCUCCCAUGCGGGGAUUUAUGGAUUUGGCUCGCGUUUAUGCGUCAUUGCCUCAACAUUUGAUGAUUCGAUGCUUGGAAAGUCCUAAAUUGCCUGUUCAAGACGCUAUUCAGAGAUCUUAUUUUGCUAAACACGUAUUGUCGAUCGUCAACAGUCUUAAACCAGAUGAUAAAGUAGAAUUGGUGGCCGUUUUGCGAUUUGAAAAAGGACAAGAUACAAUUGCUGUCGUUAAACAAUCGGGUUUAAAGAAAGGUUCUUGGGAUCCAAAGCUUUAUUAUCACUUGCCAUAAUCUUUUUAAUCAUUUUUUUUUUUUUUCAUAUAUUAUUUUGCUGUAAAUUUUUAUAAACCCUCAUACAUUUUUCUACAUUGUAUAGCCUUUGUUUUAUUGUAUUGUAUAAAACAAAUACCAAAAAAAAAAGAAAUAUAGCAAUCAAAUUCUUGCUUUUGUUCUACACACACAUACACACAUAUUGUAUAAUACAAAAAUUAAACGUCUCU